AUAUAUGCUCAGUAUCUACGUAAGAGUCAAACAUUAAUUGAAAAUACAAAAAUAGGUCAAGCUUAUGCCGCAAUGGCUUACCCUAUGGGAGAUCAGCUUGAUUUCUCUUCAAAUGUACUACAGGAGAUGCCGACGCAAGCUGUCGAGGAAGAUUUAGAAGGCGAUCCCACACAAUAUCAAGAAAACUACGAUCAAGACGAUCUACAAGAUUCCGAAAUACAACCUGAUAUUACACAAGAAGAUUGUUGGACAGUUAUAUCAUCGUUUUUUCAUGAUAAAGGACUUGUUCGCCAACAACUCGAUUCGUUUGACGAAUUUGUGCAAAACACCAUGCAAGAAAUUGUUGAUGAAAAUAAAAAUUUAGUACUACAAACUUUUUCAGGAAGCCAAACGGGAGAUGGUGAUAAAGCAAAAAGAUUCUAUAUUCGAUUCGGUCAAGUUUAUCUUUCGAAACCUACAAUGACCGAAGCAGAUGGUAGUGUCCAAGCGAUGUUUCCACAAGAAGCACGCCUGCGAAAUCUGACUUAUGCUGCACCGCUUUAUGUCAACAUGAAGGAAGAAGCAUUAUACGCCGAUCCCAGAGCUCCAGAGAAUAGGGGAAAGCCAACAUUGGCCGAAAUGUUUGAUGAAAAUAAGUUAAAAGAUGAUCCAAAAGAAGAAACUUACGACAAAGUUUUUGUUGGAAAGAUUCCAGUCAUGUCGAAAUCAACAUAUUGUGUGCUUCAUGGCUUAGACGAUGAAAGCCUUUAUGCACUGAACGAAUGUCCGUAUGAUCAGGGCGGUUAUUUCAUCAUCAAUGGAUCCGAAAAAGUAUUGAUCGCUCAAGAAAGAAUGGCAACAAAUACAGUAUAUGUAUUUGCAAAAUCCCCUCCCUCACCUUAUUCGUACACUGCCGAGAUAAGAAGUGCUAUGGAAAAAGGAUCAAAAUUGGCUAGUUCAUUGGUCGUCAAAAUGUUAGCAAAGACAGCUGAGAAAGGAUCGACCGGACAAUUCAUCCAAGCAACUAUGCCUUACAUUAAGAAAGAUGUGCCAGUGGUAAUCGCUUUCCGGGCCCUUGGCGCCGUUUCUGAUCAAGAUUUUCUUCAAUAUGUUUGCUAUGAUCCUAACGAUAAUCAAAUGAUGGAAGCGUUAAAACCGUGUAUUGAGGAAGCGUUUGCAGUUCAAAGUACUGAAGUUGCUGCCGAUUGGAUUGGACGUAGAGGGACAACCACUGGCGCUACUAGAGAUAAGCGUAUCAAAUAUGCUAAAGAAAUUCUACAGAAAGAAUUAUUGCCUCAUGUCUCAACUGAAUAUGGAUGCGAAAAACGAAAAGCAUUCUUUCUAGGAUAUAUGGUGCACCGACUUUUACUGGCUGCUCUCGGGCGUCGAGAGUUGGAUGAUCGUGAUCACUACGGGAAGAAAAGAAUGGAUCUUGCAGGUCCUUUAUUGGCAUCAUUGUUUCGUAUGUUAUUCAAAAAGCUUACAAAAGAUAUCUCGAUAUAUUUAAGAAAG
This is a messenger RNA of Racocetra persica, 1491 nucleotides long. The record is from the annotation of a GenBank genome assembly. Lineage: Eukaryota; Fungi; Glomeromycota; Glomeromycetes; Diversisporales; Gigasporaceae.